This is a messenger RNA of Mangifera indica (mango), 2285 nucleotides long. Its product is annotated as receptor protein kinase-like protein ZAR1. Gene Ontology annotation, molecular function: protein binding; ATP binding; protein kinase activity. NCBI's taxonomy places the organism in Eukaryota, Viridiplantae, Streptophyta, Magnoliopsida, Sapindales, Anacardiaceae. The record is from RefSeq and is a predicted model, not a curated record. The transcript is spliced from 2 exons. Bases 192 to 2105 code for a protein of 637 amino acids. Gene Ontology annotation, biological process: protein phosphorylation.
GAUGUAGCCAGCCACCUCGAGAACACUAAAACAUUCAAGUUCAAAUUUCUUCUUCUUCUUCUUCUUCUUCUUCACUCUUCAGUUUUUGCUUAUUUUCUGCAACUACUUGUUGCAACAAACAACAUUUAAUUUGAGUAAUCACUAGAGCUUCACACUAUUUGAUAUUCUCGCUAUUUGAAACGCUAGUAACAAUGCUUCUUCAACUCUUUCUCACACUCUUGUUCACUCCUAUCUCUGUCUCUCUCAACCAAGAUGGCCUUGCUCUUCUCGCACUCAAAGCCGCAAUUUCAACUGACCCAACUCACUCGUUCGACUCAUGGUCUGACUCAGACUCAACCCCGUGUCACUGGGCUGGCAUUUACUGCAUUAGAGACCGAGUCACCUCACUCUAUCUUCCGAACAAAAACUUCACUGGCUACAUCCCCUCCGAACUCGGCCUUUUGAACUCGCUUACUCGACUCAAUCUCGCUCACAACAAUUUCUCCAAAUCAAUACCUGCCAAUCUCUUCAAUGCCACAAGCCUCGUUUAUCUCGAUCUCUCACACAACUCUUUCUCUGGUCCAAUACCUGAUCAAAUCAAAACUCUUCAACACUUAGCACACUUAGAUUUAUCUUCAAACCACCUGAAUGGGUCCUUACCCGAAUUUCUACUCGACCUAAGAGGCCUAACCGAUGAUCUAAACUUGUCUUAUAAUCAAUUUUCAGGUCAGAUUCCGCAGAUGUACGGACAUUUUCCGGUUAUGGUGAGUUUGGAUCUACGGUAUAAUAAUCUCAGCGGAGAAAUACCUCAAGUGGGGUCACUGUUGAACCAGGGACCCACUGCAUUCGCCGGAAACCCGAGGCUUUGUGGGUUUCCAUUGCAGAGUCCAUGUCCAGAAGCUGAGAAUCCCAGGGCUUUUUCAAAUCCAGAAGAACAGAAACCAGAAGACCCCAAGAGUUCAAGCUCAAGCUAUGGAGGUGAAGGGAAAGAGAAAAAGGAGAGAAGUAGUGGGUCAGUGGCAGUUUCAGUAAUUUCUGGCGUUUCGGUGGUGGUUGCGGUUGUUUUCGUCUCGGUAUGGCUGUUCCGGAGAAAACGACGAGCUGGUUGGGGCAAAAUGGGGAAGAAAAAUAAGUGUAGUGAAGUGGUGGUUGACGAAGAGGAGGGGCAAAAUGGUAAAUUCGUUGUGAUGGACGAGGGGUUUAAUUUGGAGCUGGAAGAUUUGUUGAGGGCGUCGGCUUACGUGGUGGGGAAGAGUAGAAGUGGGAUUGUGUACAAGGUGGUUGCUGGGAGACAAUCCGGUGUGGUCGCGCCUACCGUUGUUGCAGUGAGGAGGUUGAGUGAGGGUGAUAACACGUGGCGAUGGAAGGAGUUUGAAGCUGAGAUGGAGGCCAUUGGAAGGGUCCAACACCCAAACAUCGUGGGAUUGAAAGCUUACUAUUUUGCAAAUGAUGAGAAGUUGCUGAUAUCUGAUUUUGUUCGCAAUGGAAGCCUGUACACUGCGUUGCAUGGGGGACCUUCCAGUUCUUUGCCACCACUUUCAUGGGCUGCCAGGUUAAAAAUUGCUCAGGGAACUGCUAGAGGUUUAAUGUACAUACAUGAACACAGCCCUCGGAAAUAUGUUCAUGGUAACAUCAAAUCUACGAAAAUCCUUCUCGAUGAUGAACUCCGACCUUACCUCUCAGGUUUUGGAAUCACUCGUCUUGUCCCUGGUGCGUCCAAAAUGACCAAAAACCAAACCAUUGUAAACUCUGCAAUGGGUUCCAGAAUUUCUGCUCCUGCUUCAGUUUACUUGGCACCGGAAGCUCGAAUUUAUGGCAGCAAAUUCACUCACAAAUGCGAUGUCUACUCAUUUGGUAUUGUUCUCUUGGAAUUAUUAACUGGCAGACUGCCUGAUGCCGCACCUGACAACGAUGGUAAGGGGCUAGAGAGUCUUGUUAGGAAGGUGUUUCGUGAGGAGCGUCCCAUGUCUGAGAUUAUAGACCCUGCAUUGCUGAAUGAAGUUCAUGCCAAGAAACAAGUUAUCGCUGCAUUCCACAUUGCACUUAAUUGCACCGAGCUGGAUCCAGAGUUUCGUCCAAGGAUGAGAACUGUGUCGGAGAGUCUUGAUCGCAUCAAAUCACAAUGAAAAUUUUCCUGGAAGUGCCUUGUAAAGUUCUGUUCAUUGUUGCGACAUUCCAGGAUUUGAUGUCUAAGUUGUAUCAAUUUUGAUGUCCUUCUUCUAGUUAUGUAGGUUUAUUGAAAUGUAUGGCAACUUGAAACCUUUCUCGUAAGCAAGUGCAUUGUCCUUGAAUGUGUUUAUAGUCCA